Molecule: messenger RNA, 1728 nt
Organism: Ostreobium quekettii
Lineage: Eukaryota; Viridiplantae; Chlorophyta; Ulvophyceae; Bryopsidales; Ostreobiaceae
Source: the annotation of a GenBank genome assembly
AUGGCGUCCAUGGCUCAGGCGAUGGGCGGGCAGGGUAGCCCGCCGCAGGGCAAGGAGGUGGUGUUCGACCUGGAUGCGGCGGCCUUCUCCUCGGACCACUUCCGCAUGCAUGAAUUCAAGGUGAAGCGCUGCCCGCGCGCCCGACCCCACGACUGGACCCAGUGCCCGUUCGCCCACCCGGGGGAGAAGGCGCGCAGGAGGGACCCCCGGCGAUACAGGUACUCCGGGACCGCCUGCCCGGAGUUCCGCAAGAGCGGAUGCUGCAGACGGGGGGACGCCUGCCCCUUCGCCCACGGCGUCUUCGAGUGCUGGCUGCACCCUUCUCGCUACAGGACGCAACUGUGCACCGACGGCGGCGCCUGCAAGCGCCGGGUGUGCUUCUUCGCCCACAGCGAGUCGGAGCUUCGAAGGCCGGAGGACGACCCCGUGAUAGCGCAGUGCCAGGUCCAGGCAGAGCUGGCCGCGGAAGUCCAGUCUCUGCAACAGCAGCACAUAUCACAUGCACUGUCAGCACUGCUGGAAGCUAACGGGCAUGAUCCUCAGGCCGGCACUGCUGGCCUUGCGAAUGGCCACCUCAAUCUCCUGACUCUUGAGCUUAUGAAGCAGGCGAACCCAUCUAUGGGGUCCACCCCAGCAGCUGCUGGCGACCAGUCAUCUGGCAAUGGCCUUCAGCUGGCCCUCCUCCAACAACUGGCUUUAGUGGAACAGGUGCAAAAGCAACAGCAGCACCAACGUGAGCAAGCACAGCAGUUGCUCAACGGCUAUGCAACACCAGUUCCGGGGUUGCAGGAAGCAGAGGUGAAAAACAUGCAGGCCCUGUUGGCUGCUAUCAGCCAGAAUGGUAUUCAGCAGGCACUCAAGAGCCAGCCCUCAGAACAGGUGUCCACGAGUGGCCCCGCAAUGGAGGCGCUGAGCACGUUGGCAGGGGCAAGUGCGCCACCGGCUGCUCCCGGGCAGGUGCUCAAUGAGAGUCAGGUGCCAACCUCGGCUCCCAUGCCAGCAGCCAACGAUGCAAUGGGCAGCUAUGGUCUGGGAGGGCAGGUGCAGGACGGUGCGGUGGUGGUCUCAGCUGCAAUGGCAAUGAAUGGUGCUGUAGGAGGUUACGAGAUGCAGGGGGCAGUCACUGCUGGUGUACCAAUGGAUCAGAGUGAUGCUGUACAGAUGAACAAUCAGGUGCCCCUCCUUCCACCCAAUGCCUUCCUGGCGCCCGGACAGCUUGCUGCCCUGAGGUCCCAUGCAGCAACACUCACAGGCGGAAGGAGGUCGAUCGACAAUGGUGUGUUGGCACGGUCGAUGAACGAGCUGGUGGGUGCGCUGGAUGCCAGCCACCUUGGGGCCAGCCAUCAGAUGGCAAUGGGGGCGGACCUGGCCGGCGGCCAUGUGCCACUCAUGUACUCUGCCCCUGGGACUGCCUCCCCUGUGCCACAGGCCAUGGACCCCUUUGCUGGCAUGCCUGACAAGGAGGCGUUGAAGCAGGCCAAGAGCCUGCUGGAGAAUCUGCACAUGCUGCAGGGCGGAAAGAAUGGCACCUCUGGACCUGCUUUGAUGCAGGGCGUCAACAUGGAAACGCUGCUGGCUGUGAAUGGGCUUUCGGCCAUGAGCAGAGCCGCCACCUUUGACAAAGUCCUUGAAGAGGUGCCAAGGAGCACAGGAGAGGACAAGCAUCUGCGGUCUGCACAUAGCUUUCUUCAAGCCAUGGGAAUGGCUGGCGGGGACCAACUGAUGUAG